CGGAAAUCCGGGCCCAGACCCUGUCGCAGGACCGGAUUACGAAACUCGGCAACAACUUGACAGCGGGUUGACCAGCGCGGUCGGAACCCGGUCGCCCAAAUCGGCGCACAUAGAAAAACGAGCCACGGGGCCCACAAUUGCUUUCUCGAUCGGCCCAUCUCAGCGUCGAAUCCGGUCUCCAACCCGGAAAGAGCGCCUGCAAAAUGGGCGUGUGUCCGGGCGGCUCGACGCCAAAAACACCACAGCCGUUUCUCCCUGUCCGGGGGAGUCGACCAGAAACAUCUGAACAGCACCAUAGCCCCCCAAGCGGUGGACGAUCUCCGGCCCGGCUCCACGGAGAAAUCGGCAACGCCUGCUAGUUAGCCUUCCCCUGCCCCCUGACCGCCAAUAGUGAACGAUCGGCCUGCUACCCUGCUGGGCUGGCUGGCUGCGUCCCUGUUCCGC
Molecule: messenger RNA, 444 nt
Organism: Thermothielavioides terrestris NRRL 8126
Lineage: Eukaryota; Fungi; Ascomycota; Sordariomycetes; Sordariales; Chaetomiaceae
Exons: 1
Coding region: 204-359 (51 amino acids)
Source: RefSeq, a predicted model, not a curated record